AUUUAAUAACAUAAGCCCAAAUGAAACAUGCUCCGUGCCCUUAAACCCCAAAACUGAAAGCUCAGAAACCCUCGUCCUUGUCAUUUGGCUAGUUGAUACGCCGGAAACGCCAUGGCCAAGUGGUGGCGAAGCCUAAGAACGGUGGUUCAAUCUCCAUCACCACUACCGCUCCGAUUACAAUCAUUAUACUCACAAUCUUCUCUUUACCACACUAUCCAAGCCAUUCCCCGAGAGUUCACUGGUAGUCGAGUAUCUGCUCGAGAUAGAUUACAAGGAAGAAUACCGGCAGUGGUUUUAUCUCAAGGCCUUUUAGAUAAAAAUCCUAGCUCUCGAUCAAUCUCGAGAAAGCAGCUGCUGACUACUGAGAGGAAGCAGAUUCAUUCCAUUCUUAAAUCUGUUGAACUUCCCUUUUUCUGCUCCACCACCUUCCGCCUCCAGAUCCGCGCCGGGUCCGGGUCUUCGGAGGUUCUUGAUUCUGGAACCAUUUUACCCAUCAAGAUACAUAGGGAUGAGGAGACUGGAACGAUAUUGAAUUUGGUGUUUGUUUGGGCCGAUGAAGGAACUCAGUUGAAAGUUGAUGUGCCCAUUGUUUUCAGGGGAGAAGAAGAUUGUCCUGGUCUCAAGAAAGGGGGACAGUUAAAGAGGAUAAGGAAUAAUCUGAAAUUUCUUUGUCCAGCUGAACACAUUCCUCCGAAAAUUGAGGUGGAUCUGAGCAAAAUAGAUAUUGGAGAAAGUGUGUUAAUGACGGACGUUGAGGUUCAUCCAUCACUAAAGCUUCUGAGUAAGAAUGAGAACAUGCCUAUAUGUAAGAUUGCAUCAACGGACUUGUUUAGCCCAGAACCAGCACAAGAACCAGCACAGGAAUGAACAUCAGCAAUUUCUGGAGAUUCAGUAAGCCUGAAAAGGAGAAGCAUUGGAAUAAUAAUUUUUUUACUUUCGCUCGGUUAAGGCCAUGGUGCAUUGGGUUUUCCAAAUCGGUCAAUGAUGUUAGUCUUUGGAGCAUAAUUUGACAUGCACGAAUCGGAUAUUCUCAUUAGCAUGUUAUAAAAUACUGCUUUGAGCCUCACUUUAUGAGGCAGUUGUACUGAAAGAAAACCGCUUACUGAAUAAUAGUCCAUGUAUUAAAUGAAACAUGCAAGAUUUGAGGUGGCUCUUCACCACUUAUGUUGUUCCUUUCAACAGAAUUUUGAUCUACAUAUGAGAAUUAAAUUUGUUACAUUUA
Jatropha curcas is the source of this 1222-nucleotide messenger RNA. Its product is annotated as Ribosomal protein L25/Gln-tRNA synthetase, anti-codon-binding domain-containing protein. NCBI's taxonomy places the organism in Eukaryota, Viridiplantae, Streptophyta, Magnoliopsida, Malpighiales, Euphorbiaceae. The record is from RefSeq and is a predicted model, not a curated record. Gene Ontology annotation, molecular function: structural constituent of ribosome; 5S rRNA binding. Gene Ontology annotation, cellular component: cytosolic large ribosomal subunit; ribosome. Gene Ontology annotation, biological process: translation.